GCAUUUAAAACUUGGAGAUUUUGUUAUAAUGGUCGUUUGGGUUGGAAGUGAAAUCACUUAUGCUCAACAAAACUUUCUACUUGUGGAUUCCUGUCCUCAGAACAAAACAGAAUGGGAAACUAGACGUGAAAACAAGAGUUGUAAGGAUCCCCUCGAUUACCAUUGUGCAGCCAUAGAAUCAACGCAGGCGUUAGGAGAAAUCUGUGCUCGUCCUGCUUUGACGUAUCCAGGAGACUGUCCUGUACUUAAUGCCGUAUCCCACAAUCUUAACUACAGGAAUUGUACUUCUGAGGAAGAAUGUCCAAAGGACUCCUAUCGAUCGGACGAAAUUUACAGAUAUCCUUUUUGUUUUUCAAUAUUUAAGCCUCAUAAUUUGCCAGAUACUCAAGAUAACAAAGGUGGUUUGGGGAGGAGUGCUAUUAUUAUUAUUGUUGUCAGUGUAGUUCUUUUAACUGUUACAGCUGUAUGUGCGGUGGUUAUAUAUUUUAUAAGAAAAAGAAACUGUACCAGAAGAGAGAACGCUCAAGAGUUUAAUUUUGAAGCUUUACUUAAGAGAAUAGAAGAAAGGGAAGCAGAUGCCAUGUUUACGCCGAUACAUUAA
This is a messenger RNA of Saccostrea cuccullata (small rock oyster), 601 nucleotides long. RefSeq lists its product as uncharacterized. The transcript has a single exon. NCBI's taxonomy places the organism in Eukaryota, Metazoa, Mollusca, Bivalvia, Ostreida, Ostreidae. The coding region runs from base 29 to 601 and encodes 190 amino acids. The record is from RefSeq and is a predicted model, not a curated record.